Molecule: messenger RNA, 2236 nt
Organism: Hypomesus transpacificus
Lineage: Eukaryota; Metazoa; Chordata; Actinopteri; Osmeriformes; Osmeridae
Product: phospholipid phosphatase 2-like
Exons: 6
Coding region: 345-1208 (287 amino acids)
Biological process (GO): signal transduction; phospholipid metabolic process; phospholipid dephosphorylation
Molecular function (GO): phosphatidate phosphatase activity
Source: RefSeq, a predicted model, not a curated record
UUAGGCUCACGUUUGUUAAACCCGCUACCUGGAAUACCCCCCAGCCCACUUGGAAUGGGUUCGUAGUUUUUAGUAUCUGUCUGUGUUCAGUAGUGUGUUAGGACAAUCAGCGACCCCAACAUUUCCGGGCGUUGAAGGGGCCAAGCCAGGACGCAAUAGGGUCACUACUGUGUGUCGCCUACUCUGCCGCUCACCUAGCGUAAGGAAAAGGUUGCACAGGUAAAGGAGUGGAGCCGGAAGAACGAGCAAAUCGGGUUGCUCAGUUUUGGAUUCUUCUUUACAACUGAACUUGAUCAUUUUAUAGUAGUUCUGAUAUUCUGAAGGUAGAACACGGGAGACGAAUAAUGAUGGACCAGGGAAAGAAGAUCAUGUUGAUUGUAGUGGAUGUUCUUUGUGUGUUUGCUGUUGCCCUACCCUCUGCCAUACUGACCAUAAUGUUCCAGCCAUACCAGCGAGGCAUCGACUGUGAAGACAAGUCCAUCAGCUACCCGUUCAGACCGGCCACCAUCUCCCAUGGCACCAUGGCUGCAGUUACCAUCUCCUCCUCCCUCAUCAUAAUCACCAUUGGAGAGGCAUACUUGGUCUACUGCAAGCGGCUCCACUCCAACUCCCAGUUCAACCAGUACCUGGCAGCUCUCUACAAGAUAGUGGGCACCUUCCUGUUUGGAGCUGGUGUCAGCCAAUCACUUACAGACAUGGCCAAGUUCACCAUAGGUCGACCUCGACCCAAUUUCCUGGCGGUCUGUUCUCCCGUUGUGUGCUCUGGGUAUAUGCCUCAGAUCAACUGUACCGGCAACCCUCGCAACGUCACAGAAUCCAGGUUAUCCUUCUACUCGGGCCACUCCUCUUUUGGGAUGUACUGUAUGCUGUUUCUAGCACUGUACGUGCAGGCUCGUAUGCAGGGAAAGUGGACCCGCCUCGUUCGACCUACCAUUCAGUUUUUCCUGAUUGCGUUUGCAGUGUACGUAGGGUACACACGCGUGUCGGACUUCAAACACCACUGGAGCGAUGUGGUGGUAGGUUUACUGCAGGGGGCGCUCAUUGCUGUGCUGAACGUCCGCUACAUGUCAGAUUUCUAUAAGUCCCGCCCCUCCCGCUGCCUGCGACCAGCAAACCCCUCUGAGAACGAACACCUGGAACGAAAACCCAGCCUGCAGUCACCUGACAACCAACAUAGCAACCACUACAACUGCUCUGCGCCUGUAUGAGUAUUUGACAACACAGUAACAUCUUCAACUGCCACCAGAUGAGCUGUGUGAAACAACCACACUAUAAAAAAAUGUGACAAUCCAGGACAUGUUCAGACAACUUAAUCAGAAUGAAAAACCACUACAUCCACUCUGGUGCAAGCUUGUGAGCGCAAAGACAACACAUACCACAAUUCGCUCUAAACAAACCAACUUAAGGGAAUCAUAUGAUUUAAGCAUAUAUUAGUAAAAUGUUUAACCUGCUGAAGAGAAAAGGGGAAAUGGAUAGAUACAGAGAUAGAGGUAGAAACAACCAGACUUCUCCAAAUUUAUUCCAAAUGAAAUUAUCCAGAUUGUGCCUUUCAAGAGAUGUGUAUCUUUCUGAAACCAGUGUGCAUUGUAGCUAUAUCCCUUAUUUGUCUUCUUCCCUCUCUCGUUCCACUAGUGUGUCUUUAGACCACGUUUUUUUUACUCAAUAAUACAUGUCAGAAAUAUGUAUACUGCAUUACAUGUACCGAAUGUUGUCAUGCUGUUAUAUCUUAUUUUUGUUUACAGAAUCAUUGUCAAUUCAUUGUCUAAACCAACGUUGUAUAAACUGUAAGAAGGUAAUUCCAGUUCGUCAUUGUUCUUUUCUCAAAGAAAUAUUGGGCUUUUUGUACCUUUUAUAACUUUUUAUGUACAAUAUACAUGUUUUAUAAUGAUUAUACCAAACUGUAACUAUGAUGAUUUCCUAAUUGUUUGGAGAUAGCCAAUCAGUAAAGAGUAAAGCCAUGGAUUACACAUACACACAAAAGUAUGUUUGUAGGCUAUGCACACUUCUUAAACCUUAAGCCUUACUGUGAUGUAUCACUACACUCUAGAAGACGCCUGGGUGCCUACAGAACCACAGACCAGGGGAUGGGGAAUUACAAAACAUUUGUGUGAAGUCUGUGUAUGAUGUGGGGUUUUACACAUUGUUCAAGGUUUUCAAAUAUCUUUUGAUACUUGUUCUAUAUCCGUGGGUAUGUUUUUCAAUUACUUUAUGAUUAAAUAUGAGUCAAUAUGCCUUA